Messenger RNA from Hordeum vulgare subsp. vulgare (domesticated barley), 1636 nucleotides. RefSeq names its product probable N-succinyldiaminopimelate aminotransferase DapC. Gene Ontology annotation, cellular component: cytoplasm. Gene Ontology annotation, biological process: biosynthetic process. NCBI's taxonomy places the organism in Eukaryota, Viridiplantae, Streptophyta, Magnoliopsida, Poales, Poaceae. The transcript is spliced from 10 exons. The coding region runs from base 114 to 1331 and encodes 405 amino acids. Gene Ontology annotation, molecular function: L-kynurenine:2-oxoglutarate transaminase activity; pyridoxal phosphate binding. The record is from RefSeq and is a predicted model, not a curated record.
UGAAGUGCUGUCAUGAGCUCAUAUCUUCGCCUUAUCCAAACAUCGCGAGCUGCCAAGCGACUCCAACAGUCGAACUAGGCGGAGCAGUUGAGGUCGGCGUGAGCAAGCAACCAAUGGAGGCGAAGCUGUCCGAGGCGUCGAAGCGGGCGGCCCCGUCGGCCAUCCAGCAGCUCUCCCACCUCGCGCAGCGCGUCGGCGCCGUCAACCUCGCCGAGGGGUUCCCUGACUUCCCCGCGCCCGCCCACGUCAAGGCCGCCGCCGCCGCCGCCAUCGCCGCCGACCUCAACCAGUACAGGCAUGUGCAGGGGAUCUGCGACGUGCUCGCGGCGACGAUGAAACGGGACCACGGCCUCGACGUCGACCCCCUCACGGACUUCGCCAUCUGCUGCGGGCAGUCUGAGGCCUUCGCCGCGGCAGCAUUUGCAGUUAUAGACCCAGGGGAUGAGGUUCUGCUCUUCGACCCGGCUUACGAAACCUAUCAAACAUGCAUUGAGCUGGCCCGGGGCAUCCCUGUGUAUGUGCCAUUGGAUCCACCUUCUUGGACACUGGACGCAGAUAAAUUUUUGAAGUCGUUUGCUAGUCGGACAAAGGCAGUGGUCUUAAAUAGCCCACAUAAUCCAACAGGGAAGGUCUUUAGCAUGGAGGAAUUGCUCAUUAUUUCUCAAGCUUGUCAGCAAAUGGACUGCUUUGCAAUAACUGACGAGGUUUAUGAGUAUAUUACUUACGAUGAGAACAAGCAUAUCUCUCUGGCUUCUCUUCCAGGAAUGCAAGAGAGGACAAUCAUCACAUCCUCACUGUCAAAAACAUACAGUGUAACUGGUUGGAGAAUUGGUUGGGCUUGUGCUGCAGCAAGCAUAGCCGCAGCAAUAAGAAAUAUCCAUGUCAAACUGACGGAUUCAGCUCCUGCACCAUUCCAAGAAGCUGCAUUGAUUGCGCUAACCAGCACACCAGACUACUAUGAGUCCCUUAAAAAAGACUAUGCAGAGAGAAGAGACUUGAUUCUUCAGUUACUGAAAAAUUAUGGUUUCCACAUUAGCUUCAAGCCACAAGGUUCAGUCUUUGUGUUUGCUGAGUUGCCCAAGUCUUGGCAAAUUUCUGAUAUAGAUUUCGUGACGAACUUGAUCAACAAUGCGGGUGUGGCGGCAGUACCUGGUCGUGGCUUCUUCCACAUAGAUGUCGACGACCAAAGUUACCAUCACCGCUAUGUGAGGUUUGCGUUUUGCAAGAGCGAUGAGACCCUCAAGGCUGCUGCCCAGAAGAUGAUGAAGCCAGUUAAAAGCAACGGGAAAGUGUCACAUGAGACAGAAAGCUUUUGCGUGUCUGAGAAAUGAAGGAAUGAACAUGUAACCAAGUAAAGAUGCUUGGAGACUACAGUCAAGGUGGUGUUGGAGCUGAUCCUAGCUCCCUUCUUCCACAUGGCUGCUUCACCCAGGCCCCAGCUUGCAUAAGAACACAGAGACAGGAGUUUGGUGACGUGCUGUUUCACACAGCCAGCAUCUUUUCUCACUUUUAUUUCUUUCGUUGAAAGCAAACAUGAUUUACAAUGCUUAAAUAGGCUCACGCACCCACAACUCCACCUGCCAAACUUGCCUAACUAACUCCAUGCAAUAACUAAUCGCUAGCUACAUUUGAAUAA